Messenger RNA from Microplitis demolitor, 792 nucleotides. Its product is annotated as putative peptidyl-prolyl cis-trans isomerase dodo. Bases 164 to 646 code for a protein of 160 amino acids. Gene Ontology annotation, cellular component: nucleus; cytosol. Lineage: Eukaryota; Metazoa; Arthropoda; Insecta; Hymenoptera; Braconidae. The transcript has 4 exons. Gene Ontology annotation, molecular function: protein binding; peptidyl-prolyl cis-trans isomerase activity. The record is from RefSeq and is a predicted model, not a curated record.
AGAGCUCAACAAUCGAAAUCGACUACACACUCCCCAUGUUCCCAACUCUUCCAUCCGAGCAAUUCCGUGACAACUAAAUAUACCAUAUACCAUUCAGCCACAUUCAGCACCAGUAAGUGUGUUAUUUAUCUUUUCAAAUAAGAAAAGAAAUAAUAAAAUAAUAAUGUCUAACGAAGAAUUGCCGAAAGGAUGGGAAAAACGACUCAGCCGAUCUACCGGUCAACAUUAUUAUUUAAAUAUUUAUACAAAAGAAAGUCAAUGGGAUGUGCCAACUAAGCCAGCACAGCCUUGUGACAAUGGAGAUGAACCUGAUGAGGUUCAGUGUUCACAUAUACUUGUAAAACAUCAAGGUUCUAGACGACCGUCUUCCUGGAGAGAACAAAAUAUUACAAGAUCUAAAGAGGAAGCACUCGAUUUAAUUAAAUCAUACAGGGAACAAAUAGUGUCAGGUAAAGCAACAUUUAGUGAAUUAGCAUCAAAAUACAGCGAUUGCAGUUCAGCAAAACGUGGUGGUGAUUUAGGUCCAUUCGGUCGUGGUGCUAUGCAAAAGCCCUUUGAACAAGCGGCAUUUGCAUUAAAAGUUGGUGAAUUGUCUUCUCCAGUGGAUACAGAUAGUGGAAUUCACAUAAUCGAAAGAACCGCUUAAAACUAUUUAAUCAAUUUUUUUUAGGUAUUAUCAUUAUUAUUAUUAUUAUUAUUAUUAUUAUUAUUAUUAUUAUUAUUAUUAUUAUUAUUAUUAUUAUUAUUAUUAUUAUUAUUAUUAUUAUUAUCACCACAAUAUUUCACAAAAAA